Molecule: messenger RNA, 1652 nt
Organism: Chilo suppressalis (striped riceborer)
Lineage: Eukaryota; Metazoa; Arthropoda; Insecta; Lepidoptera; Crambidae
Source: the annotation of a GenBank genome assembly
CCGGGGCUCGGCGCCCGCCAUCCUGUUACGAGGCACAGCAAAUUUUGAUAUAUAUUUACUGCUCUGGACCCUUCACAAUAGUUAUAAUAUAAUAUUGUAUUACAAUGUUAAUUUCAUAAAUUAAAUGGUAAUAGCAAUUAAACCAAUAUCUAUAUUUUGCAUAUAUUUUAGAUUUUUCAAUAUCAAUAUUAUCGGUAUCUUUAAAUUUAACAUAGCGAUUAAAAUAUCGAUAUUAUCGGUUUCUUGGUAUAAGGUUGCGAUUGGCAACCCUGUUGCCCUCUUUUUUGACAAGUUCUUUUUCGGCGAGUGGCGGUGUUGGAUCGAGCUCGCCAAGAUGGUGAACAACAGAGUACCUUCGGUAUUCUCCAAAACAUACGUGACGCCUCGUCGUCCGUUCGAGAAGGCGCGUCUCGACCAGGAGUUGAAGAUCAUCGGAGAGUAUGGUCUCCGCAACAAGCGUGAGGUGUGGAGGGUGAAGUACACGCUGGCCAGGAUCCGUAAGGCUGCCCGUGAGCUGCUCACACUCGAGGAGAAAGACCCUAAGAGGUUAUUCGAAGGUAAUGCUCUCCUUCGUCGUCUGGUGAGGAUCGGUGUGUUGGAUGAGAAGCAGAUGAAGCUCGAUUAUGUACUCGGUCUGAAGAUUGAGGACUUCUUGGAACGUCGUCUCCAGACUCAGGUGUUCAAGGCUGGUCUAGCUAAGUCUAUCCAUCAUGCCCGUAUUCUUAUCAGACAGAGGCACAUCCGUGUCCGCAAGCAAGUUGUGAACAUCCCUUCGUUCAUCGUGCGGCUGGACUCUGGCAAGCACAUUGACUUCUCGCUGAAGUCUCCGUUCGGCGGCGGCCGGCCGGGCCGCGUCAAGAGGAAGAACCUGCGCAAGGGCCAGGCUGGCGGCGCCACCAACGACGAGGAGGAGGAUUGAACAAUAAAACAAUAACAUCUUAACAAUAAUCUUUUAUUUUGCUUAAUGUAAAUAACAUACGUUCAUGCUCAGUUAGGUACAUUUCUCACGACCAAUACUCGGAGUUGGUAAAUUUUCUCAAAUAUGCUUGGAAAUGUGAGUAGAGAUAUUAUAUCGAAAUUGAUGUAUUGGCUACAUACAUGUCAGCAAAAGUUGUAUGAAUAUCCAUAUCAGUCGUGUCCAGCGGCCAAAUAUAUUCAUAGUAAAUUUAUUUUCCGUGUUAUUUGAGAAAAGUACUAAGAUUAUACAAGCCUGUGCUACGACGGAAUUGAUGGACUUGCGCAUCUGUGCGUCUGCCUACAUUUAUAAUGUUCGUUCAUCAAUCCCUCAUGCUGGCCACUGCAUUAAUGUACCUACUGUUAACUAAUCAAACGAGUUUUUGAUGUCUCCGGGUAGAGUUGAGUAUCAUCUGUAGGAGUAAGGGGUAAAUGUUCUUUAUCCAUAAAGUAAUAAUUUUUACGUAUUAGUAACGUCGCGAGCCCCCAAUUAUUGUUACCAAGACGUGAAUUUAAAUCGAUAAAUGUUUCGAUUAUGUGAAUAAAGAAACCAUUUGUGUUAAUAGUUUUUGAUUGCAAAUCAUUAAGUGGCCCUGAUUUAGGGGCCUCCACACCUCUAAAUCGGGCCCUGAUCGGUGGGAGCAGCAAGACUGGAGUUCUACGUGAACAAGAAAUAAAAAUCAUAUCAGUCUUCACUU